GCCUGGACUCUCGAGGGUCAAGGGUGCGCCGGGUAGAAUUACUGGAAACGUACAGCUAAAACAACUCCAUGGCCAUGGACCCAGCCACCUUCGAAACCUUAACCCCAUCUCGCUUCAUCACCUUCACCUUCCCUCACCCCUCACGUCCCACCUCGCUUCUCCGAGUCGCCGUUCUCGACUCCCCGCUCCAACCUCCCGACUCACCCCAAGUCGCCGCCAUGUUCGUCCCGGAGCACCGCGAACCCGACUGGAUCUUCUCCACCGAGUCCGGUCACCUCCAGCUCCUCCUCAGCUCUCCCGGCGUUUCACGCCUAAUCCUCAUCGGAAACCCACCCAUUAACGAUCAUUGUUUGCCAACGAUUUGCGGCCGCCCGAUCAACAACAAUACGCGCGGCCUCGAGGUGAGCUUGAAACCUCUUUUGCUUGCGUUAUCUCCAAAAUCAUCGUUCGAAAAUGGAAUUCCCGAGAUACCCAUUUUGAGAUACGAGGAUAAUGUGGUUUGUAGUGUGGUAUUAGAGCAUUGUGUUGGCUCUUUUGCUGGUGAAAUGCUGGUUGAGGAUGUGGAAAUUGAGAGUGGUAGUAGUGAGAUGGGUGAGUGUGUGAAGAGGGAGUUUCGGAGGCGAUUGAGGUUCAAGAGGAUGCCAAAUUUGCUUCAGACGGAGAUACGUGUUGUUCCAGAGGAUUUUGGUUCCGGUCAUGUGGGGAUUGGAAAGGUUGAGUUCAGACCUGAUAUUGAGGUUUUGGUGCAUCCUUACCUGGCGCCAAUGGUGGCCAGUCUUUCUUUGAUCAGUUGUUCUAUUGAUGAACGGAUUCAAAGCCGGUUUAGGCCGAAAGCUUUGUGUAUUGGUGUGGGGGGUGGAGCUUUGCUUGCUUUUCUGAAAUCCCAAUUGGGUUUUGAGGUCGUCGGGGUGGAGGCUGAUGAAGAGGUUUUGAGGGUUGCACGGCAGUUUUUCGGUUUGGAUGGUAAUGAUUCUAUCCGGGUUAUCGUUGGAGAUGCAAUAAAUGUUAUAGAGAAACUUGCAGAUCGUGCAAAUGGGCACAAUUUGUGUUGUUUUGGUGCUAAUGAGGCAGAGAAUGGUAAUUGCUUGUAUGAUGGCAAUGAUGUCAAUAACAAGUUUGAUGCUAUUAUGGUUGAUUUGGAUUCUAGUGAUGCUGCUUCUGGUACAAGUGCUCCACCUUUGGAAUUUGUCAAGAAGCAUGUUCUUUUGGCUGCUAAAUUGGUUCUUUGUGAUUUUGGGAUUCUCGCUGUAAAUGUCAUUUCUCCAAAUAGGUCUUCCUAUGAGAAAUUGAUACAAGAUUUUCGGGAGGUUUUUCAUGAUCUGUACGAGAUAGACAUAGGAAAUGGGGAGAAUUUUGUUCUAGUUGCCACAAUGUCACCUACUAUGUCUUCCAUUAGUGAUUGUGAUAAUUCUUUUCUAAUCAGAUUGAGAUUGGUUGUUUCAGGAGUACACAUGGAUUCCCUAAGGAAGAUUUGAAACCAAAUGGUCUAUGGAAGUUGAAGAUUAUAAUUUUUCAAUGCUGACUGUUAUUUUGUGGUUUGCAAAUCGUUAGGGAAAUUGACAAAAAACCAGAGCUUUGCCCCUGAAAAGAAGAAAUGGCAGUAGAAAUUUUAGGAAUUCUGGUUCCAUUGAAUGAAUAUAUUGUAGAACCACAAAGACACCUGCUGUGUGAGGAAAAGUGAUAUAUACUCAUAACUCAUAACUCUCUUCAAGCUACUCUGGAGUUACCUUCAUUCCUGCGGCUUUAGUAGGAAGAAAAUUAUGGUUGCUAGGCACACAGAGAUUGAUGAUUUGAAGGAUUUGGAAGGAACAGUGAUCUUCCGAAGCCUUUUGAGGCCGUUUAAGGCAAUAAUCUUCUGCCUGUGUUUUUUUAGUUGACUGGAGAAAUGUACCAGAUACCAUGAGAGUCUGUCAAGCUAAGCUCAGUUUCAUCUUA
Molecule: messenger RNA, 1935 nt
Organism: Alnus glutinosa
Lineage: Eukaryota; Viridiplantae; Streptophyta; Magnoliopsida; Fagales; Betulaceae
Exons: 2
Coding region: 69-1475 (468 amino acids)
Source: RefSeq, a predicted model, not a curated record